Messenger RNA from Biomphalaria glabrata, 4773 nucleotides. RefSeq lists its product as uncharacterized. Bases 425 to 2824 code for a protein of 799 amino acids. The transcript has 3 exons. The record is from RefSeq and is a predicted model, not a curated record. Lineage: Eukaryota; Metazoa; Mollusca; Gastropoda; Planorbidae.
AUUAUUAGGUCCAUGGUACAGCGGGUUCGUGUCCCAUGUACAGCCAUUUUAAAGUCCGACCCAUUCUUGUGAAGAGCCAUUCAGGUGAGAGAGAAAAAAAAACAACAUACACACGCAUUCUCUCCCCUUCUAGGUUUCAACUUUACCUAGCGGGGAAUGUAUGUUUUAUUGUCAAGAGGAAUAUAGAUCUAGAAAAUAAGAAGACUUACAAAGGAUAAAAAAAAAAGCAAUUUGAAUUUUUCAUUUCUCUUCCCGAGUCGUAUUCAGUUGUUGUUUAUAGAGAAUAUGCAUACAUAAAAAUGUGUGUCUACCUAUAGUAACCGCUUGAAUGAAAUUUGGAAGGUGUAGUGUAGUCUUCUUUCAUUUGUUAUACAGUGUUCAUAUAUCUGUGUUUACAUAGAAAUCUUUUUUUUAGAGACAAGACAUGAUGGAGCUGCCAACUAUGUGCUUUUUUGUCGUGUUGCUUGUUUCUAUCGAUCCAGUUGCAUCGCAGUCUUCAACAACUUCUACGCCAGCUUCAGCAACAUCAACAUUUACGUCAUCCUCAUUAUCAGCUGAAGCUCCAUCUGUUCACAGCAUUCAGAUCUCGUCUUUAGUGAGCAACGAUUCAAGCACAGUAGUUUCAACCACAGCAACGAAAAUGACGACAUACACAGCGUCGUCGUCAGAGACGUCACUCAGCAUCAAUCCCACGUCUGUUUUCAACGCCUUCAGUGAGGCUAGCACCCUGUCCUUAAACCAAACGCUUUCUAUUGCGCCUACGACUUCUUCGACAAUAUCACCAAAUGGAACUGCUAAUUUACGAAUUUUUUCUGAGACGGUUUUUAGUUCAUUAACAGACUUAGCGUCGAACGCGUCCCUGUCGACAGCACUUUCAUCGACAGAAUCGCUAAUGACAGCAUCGUUACAGACAUCAUCGUUACAGAAACCAUCGCUAGAGACAUCAUCACUGCAGACAGCGUCACUACAGACAACAUCGCUAGAGACAUCAUCGCUACAGACAUCAUCGCUACAGAAGUCAUCGCUACAGACAGCGUCACAACAGACAUCAUCGCUACAGACAGCGUUGCAACAGACGUCAUCGCUAGAGACAUCAUCGCUAGAGACAACAUCGCUAGAGACAUCAUCGCUAGAGACAUCAUCACUUCAGACAGCAUCAUCAAAUUCUACUUUGCUUCCUACGCCAUCUUUUUCCACAUCUGCCCUCGAGACAUCAAACACACCACUUUUGUCUUCUGAGUUUUCAUCAAAAUCGUAUUUUUCUUCAGAGAAUUCAUCCUCAAGUGUUCAUCAAAACAUCACUUCUACGUCCAACAUCGCAUUUAGUUCUACAACCUCGGACGUAUCAACAUUAUACGUCACGCCUUCACCAACAACUUUCAUGCCAUCGGAUUUUUCAGCAACUAUUACGCAAAAUGCAACUUUUCAGCCAAGCAGCGCAACUUCUUUCAGUAGCGCAACUUCUUUCAGCAGCGCAGAUACUUUCAGCAGCGAGACUACUUUCAGCAUAGCACCUAGUCCGACAGCAACGAUUCAGACAUCAUCACCAUUAGAACCUACUGCCACAUCUUUACCUACACAGCCGCAGACCACCACUGCAACAACUUCAAAACCAUCUCUAGCGACACCUUCCCCAGACGACUUAGCUAUGAUUAUCAGAGUGAAGGAAAAUACAACUCAUCCAGCGAAUAUUCAUAUGAAUGUACAAUACGCUAAAGAAUUCUCUUCCUGUCUUAACAACACAUCAGCAUCUAAGUGCAUCAUCAUCAUGUCUUUUGAAGCUGGCUCGGUCUAUGUCUACAACGUCAAGCGUAUAGACCUCAUUCCGUCAAGUGCCAGAGUAGCAAGAGCCGCACCUGAUCCUUUCGUUUGCAGAGCCGAAGAUCUGUUGAGCUUUGCCAUACGACUAGAGAGCAAUGUGACUUGUACCAGGGCACCCUGCACCAAUUGCCUUCCGAUCACGUUGGAAUCGAGUUCCUGGUACUGGUCGGCCGAGCAGCAGCUAGACAUAACCUUUAACCCGAACUACGUUGACGUCACCUGCGCUACUUGCACGCAAUCAACGAAUUUGAUCACUGUACCUACCAUCAUUACAGCGAGCACAACUUCGGGUAAACCUACUGAUGACCCCUUAGCUGGAGGCUCCACCGGAAAGGGAGAAGAAGGCCACUCUGGGAUCAUUCUAGGGGUCAUCUUCGGAAUUCUUGUGGUGGUGAUACUCGUGAUCCUGGCUGUGGUCUGGUAUCGAGGGCGGCGCGGGCACCAAGGAAGGCCCAGGAGAUUCAACAAUUCGGAAGGCGCCGUCAGCCAUAACAGAGGCGCUAGAAUGGAAAGCGUCAACAGCGACGCCUCUGAUAUUGAGUUCGCAGACCUCAAGAGUGGACCUUCGGGCUCGCCCAUGCACGCCACCCUAGACGUCAGCAGCACUCGAUAUGUGGACCUAAACAGUAAAGGCGGCUCCUCGGGGAGAGCGGGCCAGUACCAAAACGUUCAACCGAACGGGCAGUAUGAAAAUGUAAAACCUCAAGGGCAAUAUGAAAACGUGGGCAUUAAAUCUGCCCCAACUCCCGAAUACGCCACAAUCGGAGUUCAAACCAGCCGCCCCAUUAAUGUUUACAACAUGGCGCCUCCUGCCCAGACGCCUACCAAUCAGCGCGCGCCCGAGGGUCACAAGGAUCCCGCUGACGGUGCAGGAUACUCUUUGGCGCAAAACAUCAAUCUCAGUUCAACUGAUUUCUUUAGCUCUCCAGAAAACCCUUACGCAGAAAUAGAGGAAAGUCAAAGAUCAUCCAGUACACGAAACUCAAGAACAAGCGACACUUAGGCAAUAUAUUAACUUUAUAUUUGCAUCAUUCAUCAAAAUAUGCACACAUCUAAAAACCAACAUUUAUCUUUCAUCUACAGUGAAAUAUAUUUCUGAUGAUAUAAACACCAGAAACUGUGUUUAAUUUAUAUUCAAAUAGCUCAUUUUAUUAAGCUGUGGACUUAGUAUCUCGGAACUCGAAUUUUCAUAAAAUCUUCUCCAUCUCAAGCGUUUUCGAAUUAACUAUUAGUAUGUAAAUUGCUAAACAUUAAAGAAAACUUUAGAUAUUUAAGCGAAUAUUUUAGCCUACACCUUUUUUUGGUAAUGAAGAUGUCAAACAGUUAAUGAAGAUGUCAAACAGUUAAUGAAGAUUUCAAACAGUUAAUGAAGAUAUCAAACAGAUGUAGUCAUGAACCAUUUCUUUUUAGGAGAUCGCUUAUGGCAAUUCUUAAAAUGAACUGUGCCGCUAUUGAAGAAAAAUAAUAAGAAUAUAAAAAUUGUGUAUACUAGCCUACCAUGUUUAAUACAAUUAAAUCAAGGAAAUGAGAAGGCUGACACACUCGCCAAGUGUGGGAGAACAAACAAUUAAACAUUGCACUCUGGCCAGAAGAAAUGAAGAAACUAAUGGUGAUUAGAAUAAAUGAGAAAUGGACAAGCUCUCAUCCGUAUCACAAGAAAGAUGACUCCUAUUAUAAGCUAUCCUGACAAGAUCAACGUCUAAUCCCCACAGAACCGGACACAACAGAAUGAGACAACAUAUGUUCCGGAAGCUGAAAAUUGGAACCAGUGAAAUCUGCCCAUGUAGAGUUUCACCAGAGAAUGCUGACCAUGUCCUUCAAAACUACAUUCCUUAUUAAGAGGCCCGAAAACACCCCAAUAGUUCACCUCAUAUAGUCAUUAUUAUGGUAUUUGAGCUUCUGAAAUUUUUUUUAUCGAGAAUGUAUAAUGAUUGUAACUCGUUAAAAGGCUGGAAUCUUUUUAUUAUAUGAGUUGGUGUUUUCUUUGUGGGAGAGCCAUUUAAGAUUGAAACAAAAACUGUGACAGCAUUUAUUCCUUUGUAUGUUACAUUAUACUACAGCAUUUGAUUGUGUGUGUGUGUGUGUGUGUUUGAUGAUCCGUCACUUUGCUUAUUGGUAUACAUGUGUCAGCGUGUGGCAUUUUGUUUACAUCAUGUUGUAAUAGCGUGAAGUUGUUAAAUGCCGUUUGGAUGUCAAUGCCUGACAUUGUAUAAUAUUCUGUUGAUAUCAGUGCCUGACAUUGUAUAAUAACCUGGCAGAACCUGCGACGCCGCUGACCCCAAACUGUACCGGCACUGCCGUUCCUUUGGAUACAUCAGCUGCGUGGAGAGGCAUACUGAUGUGUGGACGACAUCGUUCUGACCACAGCUAAUGCCCAGGCAUUCAUAUCACGUGAGAUGAUCCAUAGUCGCUUCGCGACUGAAGGAGGCCAUAGAUAGAUCAGUGCCUAACAUUGUAUAGUAUCACGUUAAUUGUGUGAAGCUGUUUAAGGCCUUUGUUGAAUGUCAGUUCCUGACUUUGUAUAAUAUCAUUUGGAUUUCAAUGCCUGGCAUUGAAUAAUAUCCUAUUGAUGUCAGUGCCUAAUAUUGUGUCAUAUUAUGUUGAUGUCAAUUCAUGACAUUCGAUUUUAUCAUGUUAGUACCUUAUAAAAUUAUUUUGAUGUUAAUGCCUGUCAUUGAAUAAUAUCCUAUUGAUAUCAGUGCCUUAUAUUGUAUAAUAUCAUUUUUAUAUAUCGUUUUGAUGUCAAUUCAUGACAUUCGAUUUUAUCAUGUUUGUUUCAAUGCAUGACAUUGUAUAAUAUUCUGUUGAUGUCAGCGCCAAUGGUUGGCAGUGUUUAUCGCUCUGUGUGUGUAUAUGUGUGUGUAUGUGUGUGUUAGUCCGUGCGUUGGCCUCGCAAGUAAAUGACAGUAUAUUUUGACAAUUGAAAGUAAAAAAAAAAAUAACUAAAAAAAA